Varanus komodoensis (Komodo dragon) is the source of this 950-nucleotide messenger RNA. It is a transcript of the gene TEX50, whose product is annotated as testis expressed 50. The transcript is spliced from 2 exons. The record is from RefSeq and is a predicted model, not a curated record. NCBI's taxonomy places the organism in Eukaryota, Metazoa, Chordata, Lepidosauria, Squamata, Varanidae. The coding region runs from base 135 to 731 and encodes 198 amino acids.
GGUCACGAUGGAAGGAUUUAUUUGAUUAGCAUUCUUUUGUGACUAUCAAUAUGAGCGUCAAAGGCCAUUCACUGCAAUUCCAUCACAAGGAACAUCAAUUAAGGGGAGGAAUUUCUGGCUGAAAAUUUCACAAAAUGUUUCUUCAAGGUCCUCACAAGUUUCUUCUCUUGGGCAUUGUCUUUGGGUUCCAAGAUGUGCUUGGGCUUUGUGAACGACCAGCUUGGACAAGAGUUGCUUGGGACAUGACUCCACAAGAUCUGGAGCAACUAAUGGGAGAACAGCAGUCUAGUGGCUUUCAAACCUCCACGUUCCAAAUUUGUCACCUUUUUGCCGGCUUGAGUCUAUCCAAAGAGUGCCUAGAAAUUUUCUAUUCGAGUUGUAAGGCUGCAUUAUUUAUAGUUGCAGGUUUAUCUACGCACUACCUGUUUCGCAAACUGAUAGUGGCAAAAACCCCAAAGUCCUGCCAGGCCACUGCUGUUUCCGUCACUACAGAACAGCAUUACGAAUACACCAACCAAAACAUGGACAAAAUGCUCUGCAGGUUGGUCGCCAACACCUCCAGGAUGAUGAAGUACCUGAAGUGUUUUGCCUACUAUCAGAGGAAAGAAUUCAAAUGCCAUAAAUUAAGCAAAAAAAAAAAAGGUGAUGACACUGAUGGGGACGAGCAGCUCUUCCCUAUUUGUCCCUACAACCACAGCUCCGAUGAAGACGCCAUAAUGCAUGAGAUCUAAAGGGGGGAAAUCAGCAGGAUUCCUCUCUCCCGUGGUCAGCCCGUCAUAAUCUUUGCAGAUGCUGCUGAGCCAACAGGGUACAAACCUAAAUGACAGACACUAACAUGGUAGCUUGAUAUGUUUGAAAUGGAUUCAAUGAAGAAUCUUAUGGAUAAUUAAGGCAAAAAGUACAAAAGAUGGGUUAAAUGUAUCUUAAAAACUUAACUAAGCUGAUUUGCA